Molecule: messenger RNA, 1920 nt
Organism: Triticum turgidum subsp. durum (durum wheat)
Lineage: Eukaryota; Viridiplantae; Streptophyta; Magnoliopsida; Poales; Poaceae
Source: the annotation of a GenBank genome assembly
AUGGGUGGGGAGGGAAUCAAACCAGUCGCAGUCGCGGCCGCAGUCAAGCAAAGGGACACACACGAAGCUGCCUCCCUGCCGCGCCGCGCCGCGCCGUGCGAGCGAGAUCUGAGGGCCGCGCGGAAGGAGAAGGGAGACCCGUCCCCGCGAGAUCCCGUCGGGCGCCCUCCCCUCCUCCCCGCCGACGGGGCCGGCGCGGCGAUGGUGCGGCCGGCGGGCCUCCUCGACCCGGCGACGAGGCGGCGCCCGUUCCUCGACCAGCGCCGCCCGUCCUUCCGGCGCCGCUGGCAGCAGCGCCCGCUCUGGGCGCGCCUCCUGCUCUCGCUCCUCCUCGCCCUCGCCUGCGCGCUCCUCCUCCUCGGCCUCGCCGGCUCCCCCGACCCCUCCUCCCCGCCCGCCACCGACUCCUCCUCCUCCUCCGGAUCCGCCGACGCCGACGCCGAUGCCGUCUCCUCCCCUCUCCUCCGCCAGAGAUCUUACCUCGAGGUCAUCACGGACACGCACAACAUGACCGACGAAAUGCUGAACGCUCACUCGCUUUCCCGCCAGCUCAUGGACCAGAUUUCCCUCGCAAAGACCUACAUCACGGUCGCGAAAGAAGCCAGCAACCUGCAGUUCGUGGCGGAGCUUGGUGCGCUGGUGCGGCGGGAGCAGAGCAUCCUCGCGCGUGCUGCGGCCCAUGGUGGAAUGGUAGUCAAGGAGGACGCGGAGAAGGCGAUCAGGGACAUGGCCGUGCUGUUCUAUCAGGCUCAGCAGUUCCGGUACGACAGUGCGGUCACCAUCUUGAAGCUGAAGGGCCAGAUUCUGUCCCUGGAAGAGAAGUCGAAGGCCGAGGCAGACAAGAGCACAAAGUAUGGCCAGAUUGCUGCUGAGGAGCUCCCAAAGGGGCUUUAUUGCCUUGGUGUGCGGUUAACCAUGGAAUGGUUCAAGAGUGCCGAGCUUCAGAGGAAGUUCUUGGAUAGGAGCCCAGCAGUGCAGAGCAAUCUGAGGGAUAACAGCCUCUAUCAUUACUGUGUUUUCUCGGACAACAUCAUCGCUGUAUCUGUUGUCGUCAACUCUACAACUCUGAAUUCAAAGCACCCUGAAAAGAUUGUUUUCCAUUUGGUGACCGAUGAGGUGAACUAUGACCCAAUGAGGGCGUGGUUUGCCCUGAAUGACUACAGAGGGGCCAUUGUGGAGAUACAAAAGGUGGAGGACUUCACCUGGCUAAAUGCUUCGUAUGUUCCUGUCCUUAAACAGCUCCAGGAUGCUGCUACACAGAAUUUCUACUUCUCUGGAAGUGGUAAUCGCGGAACACCAAUCAAGUUCAGAAAUCCAAAGUACUUAUCAAUGCUCAACCACCUGAGGUUUUACAUCCCAGAGAUUUACCCAGAACUGCACAAGGUGGUAUUUCUUGAUGAUGACAUUGUUGUUCAGAAGGACCUAUCAGAUUUGUUUACAAUCAACCUCAACGGUAACGUUAUGGGGGCAGUUGAGACUUGCAUGGAGACGUUCCACAGAUUUCAUAAGUAUCUCAAUCAUUCUCAUCCUCUGAUUCGUGCUCAUUUUGAUCCUGAUGCUUGUGGCUGGGCGUUUGGUAUGAAUGUGCUUGAUCUUGUUGAAUGGAGGAACAAGAAUGUCACAGGUAUAUAUCAUUAUUGGCAGGAACGCAAUGCUGAUCAUACCCUUUGGAAGCUUGGAUCUUUACCACCUGGCCUUCUUGCUUUCUAUGGAUUGGUUGAAGCACUGGACCCAAAAUGGCAUGUCUUGGGGCUGGGCUACACAACUGUCGAUCCUGAUACUAUUAAGGAAGGUGCAGUAUUGCAUUACAAUGGAAACUUGAAGCCAUGGCUGAAAAUUGGGAUGGAGAAGUACAAGGGCUUCUGGGACAACUAUGUGGAUUAUUCACACCCUCUGCUUCAACGGUGCUUCAUGCGCUGA